Molecule: messenger RNA, 675 nt
Organism: Gastrolobium bilobum
Lineage: Eukaryota; Viridiplantae; Streptophyta; Magnoliopsida; Fabales; Fabaceae
Exons: 1
Coding region: 1-675 (224 amino acids)
Biological process (GO): DNA integration
Molecular function (GO): nucleic acid binding
Source: RefSeq, a predicted model, not a curated record
AUGGAAUACGUACUGGCUAAAUGCGGCGUGAAACAUGAGAUUGCAACACCAUAUCAUCCGCAAACAAGUGGUCAAGUGGAGAUUUCCAACCGAGAGUUGAAAUGUAUCUUGGAGAAGACAAUGGGAAGCUCCAGAAAAUAUUGGUCCAAGAAGCUUGAUGAUGCACUGUGGGCAUAUCGGACUGCCUUUAAAACACCAAUAGGUAUGUCCCCCUUCCAAUUACUGUUCGAAAAAGCUUGUCACUUACCGGUAGAAUUGGACCACAAAGCACUGUGGGCAAUCAAGUACUUGAACUUCGACUCCAAGACGGCAGUUGAGAAAAGAUUGCUUCAACUGGAUGAGCUCGACGAGUUCAAACUAUCUGCGUACGAGAGUGCGAGUCUGUACAAAGAAAAGACGAAGAAGUGGCAUGACAAGAAGAUCCUGCCUCGAGACUUUAAAGUGGGGAAUCAGGUAUUACUCUUUAACUCUCGUCUUCGUCUCUUUCCUGGAAAACUAAAGUCUCGAUGGUCGGGACCGUUCAUCGUAAGGAACAUGAAAUCAUAUGGAGCAGUGGAGAUCAGUCCGCUGGAUUCCGAUAGGAGCUUCACAGUGAAUGGUCAACGGCUGAAACUAUACAUGGGAGGAGAAAUAGACAGGGGAACAACCACUGUUGCCCUUAUCGAGGUAACUUGA